AUGAAUUCUCAUGUUUAUCUGACAAAACACUAAAUACAUGAAAUGUUUAUAGAUUCAAAUUAAGCUUUGGCUUCUCCUUCAUUCGUUGAACCAAAGUCUCCUCAAGCAAAAGAGGUAUUUUAUUUUAAAAAUAAUUGCUUAGAAAAGAUAUUUCUUCCAUGAAGAAGUUAUAAGUCCAUCUAAGAAAGACGAUAAGUCUACUGAGAAUUGCUCAAAUAGGAAGAUUAGUUAAGAUUCCAUUUUCGAUUCGAAAGUAGAGAUGAAAUUAAGUAAUGUUUUAAUCUUGACAGAUUAGCUAAUAAUUAAUUAUGUUUCGUGAAUUUGAUAGAACAAUAGAAUAAGGAUAAGGAUAAAGAAACAAUUAUAAAAUUGCAAUAACAACUCUUCUAAUAAUCUUAAUUGGUUUUAAGUUUAUAAAGUAAAGUUAUCAUUCAUUUAGAUUAAAUAUAAAUUUUGAAAGAGUCUAACAAGAAAUAACAGAUCAAUAUUUCUGAACUUCUUGUUUAGAUCAGAAAGUUGGAGAAGGAGAAUCAAUUUUAUUAAGAUCAAUUAUUAAAAAAUAGAUUGAGCUUGUAAGAUUAAAUCAAAUAGCAAUAACAAAUAAGGAUAGAUAUAGAAAAUACAAAAAUCUAAUUAUUAAAUAAGGAUUAGUUGAUUGAGUCUCUUCAUUCGUAAUUAUCUACCUUUCGUCAAGAACAAAGUAAAAGUAGAAUUGGCAGAAGUCCCAAUAGAAUUGUUGAAUCAAUAGUGAACUGUCAUCAUCCCUCAAUCUCUUAUAUCAAUUACAGAGUUGCUCCUCAAAGAUCACAUUCUAGUAAUAUAAAGAAUUUUUGA
Molecule: messenger RNA, 834 nt
Organism: Paramecium sonneborni
Lineage: Eukaryota; Ciliophora; Oligohymenophorea; Peniculida; Parameciidae
Source: the annotation of a GenBank genome assembly